Pomacea canaliculata is the source of this 980-nucleotide messenger RNA. Its product is annotated as actin-related protein 2/3 complex subunit 3-like. Gene Ontology annotation, molecular function: actin filament binding. The record is from RefSeq and is a predicted model, not a curated record. NCBI's taxonomy places the organism in Eukaryota, Metazoa, Mollusca, Gastropoda, Architaenioglossa, Ampullariidae. The coding region runs from base 144 to 680 and encodes 178 amino acids. The transcript is spliced from 7 exons. Gene Ontology annotation, biological process: regulation of actin filament polymerization; Arp2/3 complex-mediated actin nucleation. Gene Ontology annotation, cellular component: Arp2/3 protein complex; cytoskeleton.
UAAAUAUCACUAUAAAUUUUCAAUAAUCAGACUAAAUGAAAUUUAAGGUCUAAAUGUUUGUAACGAUAUAGGUGACACAAGGAAGGAAGGUUGCGGCGGAAGUGUAACCCGAAGGUAGAGCCUUGCUACAAGAACUAGACAAGAUGCCUGCCUACCACUCCCAGUUCACCAGUCCACCCCAGCUUAUUGGCAACAUGGCACUCUUGCCUCUCAAGACGUCAUACAAGGGACCUGCACCAAGAACAGGUUCAGAUGCUGAUGAUAUUAUUGAUGAAGCAAUUUACUACUUCAAAGCCAAUAUUUUCUUUCGCAGUUAUGAGAUCAAGAGUGAAGCAGACAGAACUCUGAUUUAUAUCACUUUGUACAUCAGUGAAUGUUUGAAAAAACUACAGAAGUGCUCUUCAAGAAACCAGGGAGAAAAGGAAAUGUACACUCUAGGAAUUUCCAAUUUUCCUAUUCCUGGUGAGAGUGGCUUCCCCUUGAAUGCCAUGUACACCAAACCCGCUAACAGGAAUGAUGAAGAAGCAAUGCGUGCUUACCUUCAGCAACUACGACAGGAGACUGGCACGAGGCUACUGGACAAAGUCUUCGACCCACAGACAGAUAAACCCAGCAAGUGGUGGCUGUGCUUUGCCAAGAGAAAGUUUAUGGACAAGAGUCUGUCAGCCCCAGGAUAUUAGAUGCCUCUUUUUUUCUGCGUAUAAAUUAUGCUGUCAUUUUCACCAUCUCUUUCAUAAUGCUUAAUAUAUGUUUACUAUCAGUUGUGUGCAUAUUGUCUUGAGCCAAAGGAAAGACAAGACAUAUGUAUGUUCUUAAGUGAUGGUGCAAAUAUGAUUAUGUGUUCCGCAACCAGACGUUGAAGCCACACCUUCCAAACAUACACCAGUGGUUGGACCAAACUCCUGCAUAGACUGUACAAAAUAUUUUCAUGAGUUUUGCUUUUACACUUACCGAAUAAAACCCAUGAACAAAAAAGAAAA